UUUCAGGCUCUUCUAUUCGAAGUCAAUAACUCAGAUGCCAAACCUAUUGAAAAAAGACAGUAUCCAUCGCAAACGAAUAAAUAGAUAUGGGAAUGGGACAUAUCUGGAACCCGUUUCAGUGUAAUAGACUCAGUAUCCCGGCUCAGAAGACAAGUCUGAUCUCAUCGUCGGACCUCUCUCUCUUUGCAGCGAUUAGAAGAAAAAGAGUGGAAAGGCAAGUUCACGCAAUGAUUUGAUGUUCUUAUAAGAACCCUAUUUCUGCAGAAAGUAACAACAGAUGAAGACGAAAACCAAGCAAAUCUGAUGAAUAGGGAUCAACGAGUUGUCGUUGAGGAUGACAAUGGAUGAUCCAGUAUAUCUCCUUAACCAAGGAAACACAGUAGAGAUACGGCUUUUCUAGGGUUGGAUCCCGAUUCUCGGCUGUGAUUUCCUUGAUUAAGAAGAUAGGAAUGGAUCAGAGAUCUGAAGGAAAGAAGAAGACGUGAGACUGUGAAAAUGGCAAAAUGCCGUGUGGUAACUGAGGAGCCGGCGGCCGGGUGAAAGAUGUGGGCAGCUUUGGUGUGCAAGAUUGUAGCAUAGCUUGAACUCUGGAGCAAGUGGGUCAAUCUGCAACUCCUCUCAAAUGGGCCUCAUCCAGCUAGCACGAGUAUCCAGAAGAUUCACCAUUACCAGCUUCGUCAACUCUCCAAAUCUUUUCCCUGCUCCUAGUUCUCAUUGUUGUUCUAUUCCAUCCAUUCCUAGUUCCCUACUUUCUGUAGGAAGUUCAAUUUUCUAUCAAUAUGUGAAACCCCUGGAGCAAAACACAUUUGGAUCUGUAAGAAAUCAUCCUUCACAGGGCUACCACACCUCCAUUAGUGAUAGCAUAAUGCAAGCAGAAGCAUUUUCUGAAGCCAAAGACAUGAACCCAGAUAAUGUUAAAGGUCUCACAGCUGAAUCGAUAUGUAAAAUUUUAUCAAGCAGACCUAGUUCUAGUGUUGAGGAGUCUCUCAGUAAUAUUUCAGUGGAGGUUUCACCAGAACUGGUAGUUGAGGUCUUAAAGAAGCUAAGCAAUGCUGGUAUUCUUGCACUAUUGUUCUUUCGUUGGGCAGAGAAGCAAAAAGGGUUCAAAUACAGUACAGAGAGCUACAACGCUUUGAUUGAGGCAUUGGGUAAGAUUAAACAAUUCAAGAUGGUAUGGAAUAUGGUUAAUGACAUGAAACAUAAAAAGUUGUUGACUAAAGACACUUUUGCAUUGGUUGCACGGAGAUAUGCAAGGGCUAGAAAAGUCAAAGAAGCAGUGGAGACAUUUGAGAAGAUGGAGCAGUUUGGGAUGAAGCUGGAAGUUUCAGAUUUUAAUAGAUUGAUUGAUGUUUUGAGCAAGUCAAGGUGUAUUGAGAAAGCGCAAGAGUUAUUUGACAAAAUGAAGAAAAACAGGUUUGCACCUGAUGUCAAGUCCUACACAAUAUUGCUAGAAGGGUGGGGUCAGCAACAAAAUUUGCUGAGGCUCAAUGAGGUCUAUCGGGAGAUGAAGGAUGAAGGUUUUGAGCCAGAUAUUGUUAGCUAUGGCAUUAUCAUCAGUGCAUAUUGUAAGGCUAGAAAAUAUGAUGCAGCUAUUGAGUUCUAUCAUGAGUUGGAAGCCAAAAAUUUGAGGCCUACUCCCCAUAUAUUCUGUACUUUGAUUAAUGGGUUGGGUUCUGAUAAGAGAUUGGAUGAGGCUCUCAAUUUUUUUGAAAAAUUCAAGGCUAGUGGUUUUGCCCCAGAAGUACCAACCUAUAAUGCUGUCGUUGGGGCUUAUUGCUGGUCAAUGAAGAUGUAUGAGGCAUACAGGAUGAUUGAUGAAAUGAAAAAAUGUGGGGUUGGUCCAAAUUCUCGAACAUUUGACAUAAUUCUACAUCACUUGAUAAAGGCUCGAAAAACAAAGGAAGCUUUCUUAGUUUUCCAGAGAAUGAGUAGUGACUCCAGUUGUGAGCCUACUGUGAGCACUUACGAGAUCAUAGUGAGGAUGUUUUGUAAUGAAGAACGAGUUGAUAUGGCAAUCAGAGUUUGGGAUCAGAUGAAGAUUAAGGGUAUUCUUCCCGGAAUGCAUAUGUUUUCCACCUUAAUCAAUGCAUUACGCCUUGACAACAGAUUAGACGACGCUUGCAGAUACUUUCAAGAGAUGUUGGAUGUAGGCAUUCGACCUCCUGGCCCAAUGUUUAGUAACUUGAAACACGCUCUUCUUGAUGGAGGCAGGGAGAAUACAGCUAAACUAUUGUCUCAACAGAUUGAUAAAAUUAGGAAAACUCCUAUCAUUGGAUGACGCUGGAAUAUACAUCACAAGAAUCCCAAGGGACGCCUAAGGUCAUCUCAUCCAUCUGUACCAGUCAUUGAGCUAUUUUUGGUGUGUGAUCCACUAAGGAUCAUUGCCUAGGUGGGCGGCCUCUGAGGAGGGCCAAAGGAAGAAGCUUUUCGGAAAUUUGAUCCGUUGUAUCUUGCCAAACAACUGACCCUUCUCUUACAUUUGCCUUUCCACUGAAUACUUCAGCCGUUCUAACCUCCAAGUUGGUCACCCUAGAGAUGAGUUCUCUUCCAUUGUUUCCCAUCUCCAAUCACCAUUGCAUUACAUGUUUUCUCCGGAAAAUAUCAGCUUUUGUGGUUUCUCUUCUGUUGACAACAGCUGAACUGCGGGUUAUUAUCACUGUUUGCAUUCUGCAUGGAAUGAAGGUUCCAUAAAGGCUCUGAUCUCCAUUGAUAUCUUCGGUAGAUAUAUGGCAAAUCGGUAGGGACUAUAGUUCAGUAAGACCCUUUCCGGCGGCUGAUAAAUGAAAUUAGAGGCUGAUUGGCAUGUUCAGAUCUGACUUAUAGCAGUGAAGUCAGCUCCUGCACACGGACUGGUUGGCAAAAUCUCUUCUCCG
Messenger RNA from Neltuma alba, 2873 nucleotides. Its product is annotated as pentatricopeptide repeat-containing protein At1g71060, mitochondrial-like. NCBI's taxonomy places the organism in Eukaryota, Viridiplantae, Streptophyta, Magnoliopsida, Fabales, Fabaceae. The transcript is spliced from 2 exons. The coding region runs from base 623 to 2278 and encodes 551 amino acids. The record is from RefSeq and is a predicted model, not a curated record. Gene Ontology annotation, molecular function: protein binding.